This is a messenger RNA of Schistocerca piceifrons (Central American locust), 1673 nucleotides long. Its product is annotated as sialin-like. Lineage: Eukaryota; Metazoa; Arthropoda; Insecta; Orthoptera; Acrididae. Gene Ontology annotation, molecular function: transmembrane transporter activity. Gene Ontology annotation, cellular component: plasma membrane. The transcript is spliced from 10 exons. The record is from RefSeq and is a predicted model, not a curated record. Gene Ontology annotation, biological process: monoatomic anion transport; transmembrane transport. The coding region runs from base 2 to 1561 and encodes 519 amino acids.
CAUGGCGCUGACAAGGGGCAGAGGAUGCCUGUCAUGCACCACUGUGCUGUGGUAUAUCACUUUCCUGGGCUGUGGAGUCAACUACAUGAUCAGGAGCAACAUCAACAUCGCUAUAGUCUCCAUGGUGAAGAAACAAUCGUCAGACGGGAGUGCAGUGGUCAGCGAAUGCUACCAACCUGAUUUCAACAUAACCAGCAACUACACGCUUAACAAGAGCCUUCCUCACGUCGAGCUAAUCGACGAUGAUGAUGAUGAUCAGAACAGAUUUGACUGGGACGAACAUGAACAAAACGUUGUCAUGGGAGCAUUUUUCUGGCUCUACUGGGCAGCGCAGGUACCUGGAGGAAUGAUGGGUCAAUACUACGGCACAAAGAUAGUAUUUGGCUUCAGCAACCUUAUGAUUUCAUUAACAACGUUAUUAAUACCACUUUUUGCAUCACUUGACUACAGAGCUCUGGUGGCCCUCAGGGUUUUCCAGGGAAUUUGUGGGGGCUUCUGUUGGCCAUCCCUCAGCUACAUGAUCUCAAGAUGGAUACCUACCAAUGAAAGGGGGAAAUUUAUGAGUGCGUUCAUGGGUAGUUCUUUGGGUGCUGCAUUAACCUUUCCUCUCUGUGGGAUGAUCAUUCAUUUUUUCAACUGGCAGACAGUGUUUUAUGUCACUGGUACAAUCGGAAUAUUAUGGUUCAUUAGCUGGUGGUGGCUUGUGUAUGACAACCCAGCAGAACAUCCUACAAUUAGUGAAUCAGAACUGAAACGCAUCCAAAAUGCUAUUGGAGACAGUGUUUCUGAAAAGAAGCUUCCAAUUCCAUGGUUCAAAAUUCUUACAAAUUACCCAAUGAUUGUGAAUAAUUUACUUCAGUGGGGAUGUAUAUGGGGAAUGUUCACUAUUCUAACACAAGCACCUACGUAUUUCCGAAAUGUUCAUGGAUGGAGUGUGCAGAAGGUUGGCUUUUUCUCUGGUCUUCCUCAUGUUUGUCGAAUGAUUCUGGCCAUCUCAGUUGGUUACCUGUGUGACCACUUACAGUCAAGUGGAAAACUGUCAGUUACUAAUGUUCGAAAGUUGGCCGGCUUCAUAAUGAACAUUGUGCAAGGUAUAUUCACACUGGGGCUAGCAUUCUGUGGCUGCAAUUCAGUUAUGGCCACUAUUUGUCUCACAGCAGCUCUGGCUUCGAGUGGAGCUGAAUCAUCUGGAGCUUUAGCUACAUACAUUGACCUAAGUCCCAAUUUCGCCAGUAUACUCAUGGGCAUUGGUAACAUGAUCUGUGUGACUCCAGGGUUUAUGUCUGCUGCAGUUGUUGGUGCUUUGACAUACAAAAAUCAAUCAUCUGAACAGUGGAAGAAAGUUUACCUUAUAUCAGCAGGCCUCCUUUUAGUUCCUGGCUUGCUGCACCUCUUCAAAUCAUCAGCUGAAGUACAAGAGUGGAAUUUCCCAAAAUCUAUGGUGAAAGAAAUGAAGGAUAGUGUCUCAGAGAAGGAUGUGGAAGCUCAGCAACGACUCACAUCAGAACACAAAACUGAAGAUCAGUGGGAUAAAGAAAAGAAACAAAACCACAGACUGUGAAAAAGUGUAACAUAGGCAAACCCAGAAAUGAGACUUUGUGGAAGAGUGAUUUUUAUACAAAUGCACCUAAAAAUUUUAACAAUUCCAUUUUAUACUGAGCCACUUUUUGGAA